Molecule: messenger RNA, 195 nt
Organism: Paramecium octaurelia
Lineage: Eukaryota; Ciliophora; Oligohymenophorea; Peniculida; Parameciidae
Source: the annotation of a GenBank genome assembly
AUGGGAAUUUGUAAAUCAAAAACAAAAAACGAAAUGGAUGCUCAAUUGUAAGGUUCCUUUGCACAAGUCAUCAAUAAAGGACCUGAAAAGAACGAUAUUGAGGCUUUGAUCAGAGAAAAAACACAAUCUCAAGAUUUGUACAAUCCAUACAGAAAUCCAAUUCUUAAUAGACGUCUCAGAUAGUCCCCAGCCUGA